UCCCCGGGGAGCCCCUGGGAGGCCAGGACCAUGGCGGAGCUGCAGCAGCUGCAAGAGUUUGAAAUCCCCACGGGCAGGGAGGCUCUGCGGGGCAACCACAGCGCCCUGCUGAGGGUGGCCGACUACUGCGAGAACAACUAUGUGCAGGCCACAGACAAGCGGAAGGCACUAGAGGAGACCAUGGCCUUCACCACUCAGGCCCUAGCCAGUGUGGCUUACCAAGUGGGCAACUUGGCCGGGCACACUCUUCGAAUGCUGGACCUCCAGGGGGCUACCCUGCGGCAGGUGGAAGCCCGGGUCAGCACAUUGGGCCAGAUGGUGAACAUGCAUAUGGAAAAGGUGGCCCGGAGGGAGAUCGGCACCUUAGCCACUGUCCAGCGGCUGCCCCCUGGCCAGAAGGUCAUCCCUCCUGAGAGCCUACCUCCCCUCACUCCCUACUAUAGGAAGCCCCUCAACUUUGGCUGCUUGGAUGACAUUGGUCAUGGAAUCAAGGACCUGAGCACGCAGCUGUCCCGGACUGGAACCCUGUCUCGCAAGAGCAUCAAGGCGCCAGCCACUCCUGCCUCUGCCACUUUGGGGAGACCCCCUCGGAUCCCCGAGCCUGUGCAGCUCCCGGUGGUGCCCGACGGCAAGCUCUCCGCCGCUUCCUCGGCCUCUUCCUUGGCCUCCGUGGGCAGCGCAGAAGGUGCCAGUGGGGUCCCCCAGUCCAAAGGGCAGGCAGCACCCGCAAACACACCUCCUCUGCCAGCCUCCGCUGAGGUCUUUUUGCCUCCUCCUCCGUUGGAGCUGUCCCCGACUCCUCCCGUGGAUCUGCCCCCUCCCCUGGAUCUGCCCCCUCCCCCAGCCCUAGAGGGGGAUGAAGUGGACCUGCUGCCUCCACCACCUCCAGGUUUUGGACCAGAUGAGCCCAGCUGGGUCCCUGCCACAUACUUGGAGAAAGUGGUGACACUGUAUCCAUACACCCGUCAGAAGGACAACGAGCUCUCCUUCUCCGAAGGCACCAUUAUCUGUGUCACCCGACGCUACUCAGAUGGCUGGUGUGAAGGUGUCAGCUCAGAGGGCACUGGAUUCUUCCCAGGGAAUUAUGUGGAGCCCAGCUGCUGACAGCCCAGGGCUGCACCAACUCAGCA
Molecule: messenger RNA, 1130 nt
Organism: Nannospalax galili (Upper Galilee mountains blind mole rat)
Lineage: Eukaryota; Metazoa; Chordata; Mammalia; Rodentia; Spalacidae
Gene: Abi3
Product: ABI family member 3
Exons: 8
Coding region: 31-1104 (357 amino acids)
Biological process (GO): regulation of cell migration
Cellular component (GO): lamellipodium
Molecular function (GO): SH3 domain binding
Source: RefSeq, a predicted model, not a curated record